Molecule: messenger RNA, 366 nt
Organism: Gregarina niphandrodes
Lineage: Eukaryota; Apicomplexa; Conoidasida; Eugregarinorida; Gregarinidae
Exons: 2
Coding region: 1-366 (121 amino acids)
Source: RefSeq, a predicted model, not a curated record
AUGGUAAGCAUCAGGUACUUGCAUCACGGACUUCUAUCUUUUAGCAUCUUUACAAUUUGUUCCUGGUGUGAAGGACAUGAGGUUACCAAAACCUUGAGCAAGGCAUUUGUUCAAAUCUCUUUGGCGUUUGUGAACGAACUCCACUCAGAAAUCUCCCACUCAGAAAUGUCCAUCUCUGGAACCCGGAAAGUCGUUGCCUGGGUUACAAGCUGGGAACGCCUUCCGAAAUUUACACCAACUCAAAUUAGAGCUACCGAGCAAUAUAUACAGAUGCUACAGCAAGUGCCUUUAUGGAAAAUCAGUUCUGAAGACAGGCGAUCUAUGGUUAAGAUCAUGCUGGAAUUCCUAACCUUGCUGAACAAGUAA